This is a messenger RNA of Diprion similis, 5224 nucleotides long. RefSeq names its product SR-related and CTD-associated factor 4-like (gene Isha). Gene Ontology annotation, molecular function: RNA binding. NCBI's taxonomy places the organism in Eukaryota, Metazoa, Arthropoda, Insecta, Hymenoptera, Diprionidae. The record is from RefSeq and is a predicted model, not a curated record. The coding region runs from base 210 to 5072 and encodes 1620 amino acids. The transcript is spliced from 15 exons. Gene Ontology annotation, cellular component: nucleus.
CCGCGGCGGCGGGGAGGCGGCCAUCUUGAUUCUCGGAUGGCAUGGCCCAGCUAGGAAAGUGCGCGACGACGAGAAAUGUAGUUAUUUCCUUAAUAUAAUAGGUUUAUUAAUACGGUAGCCGUCUGUGGUGUGAACGGGGAUUGUUGCGCCCGUCCGCGGGGCUUACGGGUAUUCCGCCAAAGGAAAGUUUCGCCGUACGACGAGACGAGAUGGAUGCGGUUAAGGCGUUUAACGCCGAGCUGUCGUCGUUGUACGAUGUUAAGCCACCGAUAUCCAAGGCCAAGAUGACAUCUCUUACUCGAGGUGCAAUCAAGGCCAUCAAGUUUUACAAGCACGUUGUUCAGAGUGUGGAAAAAUUCAUACAGAAAUGCAAACCGGAGUACAAAGUUCCAGGUCUAUACGUAAUUGAUUCGAUAGUUCGUCAGUCGCGGCACCAAUUUGGAGUUGAGAAGGAUGUGUUUGCUCCAAGGUUUGCUAAAAACAUGCAAACGACGUUUCUCAAUUUGCUGAAAUGCCCACCUGAGGACAAAAGUAAAGUAAUACGCGUCCUAAACCUGUGGCAGAAGAACGCAGUAUUUCAACCUGAAGUUAUUCAGCCGCUUUUUGAUCUUGCCGACCCUAAUCACCCCAUUCAUAAGGAACAGCCUCCCAACAGUAAUGGCACUCUCAAUGCUACAAAUGCUAGUAAUUUAAGCUCCAUAAGCGCAGUUACAAAAACACCACCUUCAGCAGUGAAAAACACACCUAAAGAUCAAAAGAUGUUUCCCUCAUCAAAGUCCAUUGAUCCAGCCUGGUUGGCGCAAACUAAAAUGGAAACUGCGAACAUAGCAAAUGCUAGUAAAAUGAUGGGUCAAGGUGGAACUAAUCAGGUUGAUGCGACGUUGUUAGCUCAGCUUCAGCACUUGCAGCAACUGUUACUGAAGAAACAGGAAGCAGCUACUGUUAACGAGAACCAGUCAUUGGUAAAAUUUGACAAGAAACUUCUCGACUUUGAUUACGACGAAGAAGAAGAUGACGAUGGGAUCAUGGGCAGUUCACCUGUAGCCAUGCAAUCAAACGUAGGUCAACACAAUUCCGGACCAGCUGGUGGGAGCCUUGAAGGAUUGGGAACUCUGCUUACAAAUCCUGAGGUCCUCAAACAGUUGCAGACAUUACAGCAAACGAUGCAGAGUGGCAAUGCAGCUGCAACGCAGCACGAAAUGGAGGAAAAACGGCGCAAGUUACAACAAAUGAAACAGCAAGAAGAUGAAUUCGAUAAACACUUAGCACAAACAGUUCCCAGUUUACCGUUUGCCUCUGAAUGUGAAUUGAAGCCCUCCGAUGUUCUUAAGCCAUCGCAGCAAAGUGGAAUUUACAAUGCUGCAGCAAAUAUCAACAUGAAUGCUGCGCUUAUGCAGCAAGACAUGAGUCAGCCACCACCAGGUUAUCCUCCGGCAUUACCUUAUGCUUCCCAGCCUCCGCAGAGCCUGAGAGUCACUCCACAGUCCUCACUUCAAAAUGUGAAAAGUCCCUUGAUUGACGAGAGGCAGGAUUCCAUGGACUUCCCAAGCUCUGCUCCAACAAGACGGGACAGUAGCAGCGUCGAGAUAGUAAAUUGCGACAACAUUAGGUCUCAAAGUGGUUCACCAGACAGGUAUAGGCGACGUAGUCGUUCUAGAUCUCCCCGUCACAGGGAUAGAGACCGGAAUCGUGAAAGGGAUAAAGACAGAAAAUCUCGUUCAAGGAGUAGGUCUAGGCGCAGGAGAUCACGAUCCAGAGACAGAGAUCGUGAACGAAAACGCGAUGAUAGCCGAGACAAAAUGUCUGAGGAAGAACGGGAAAAACAACGGGAACGUAGAAAAAGAGGCCUCCCACCAAUCGUAAGAGACAAGCUUAGCGUUUGCAGCACAACGUUAUGGGUCGGUCAUUUGUCGAAAUUGGUUCAUCAAGAAGAACUUUCAGAUACGUUUGGAGAAUUGGGAGACAUAGUUAGCAUUGAUUUAAUAUCGCCUAGAGGAUGUGCUUUUAUUUGCAUGAAUAGGAGACAAGACGCUUAUCGAGCUCUUACCAAGCUGAAAAGUCACAAAAUGCAGGGAAAAGCUAUAACGCUUGCUUGGGCACCAGGCAAAGGAGUUAAGGGUAAGGAGUGGAAAGACUACUGGGAAGUUGAGCUUGGUGUCAGUUACAUACCGUGGAAUAAGUUGAACAACGUAACAGAUCAGGAUUUAGAAUUGUUGGAGGAAGGUGGUAUGAUAGACGAAGAUACGCUGCCUCCCAGAUUGAAAGGUAAACUAAAGCAUGCUAUGGCAAAUGCAGAAACGCUACAGCACCAGUUACACCUUCAGCAGCAAACUCUUGCCACUGCAUCUGUAGCGGGGACACCAAUUCCUACUCUAACAGACGGUAUCGUUAAUGUAAUGUCCUCUGCCGAGACCUCUCAGCAACAGCAACAGCAGAUGGUCGAUACCAGUCAACCACCGCCCAUAAGACCGCCCACCAGUGCAUCUUUGCUCGCCCCUCCUAAUUCUCAACUUCAACUGAUGCCUCCAGGCUUUCCCAUCACUGGCGUAACGCGUAUGAUAGGUCCCAUGGGACUUCAAAUGACGCAUGGACUGAUGCCCAACGUACCUAUCGGCGUACCUCCACCAAAUAUGCAGGGACUAAUCGGCCCAGGUAUGAUGCAGACCAUGCUGACACCUCCAGUGAAUUCACCUUUUGGAGCUGGAGUCGGAGUAGGCCUCCUUGCCCAAAUUCCGCUUCCUGCGCCUGCUGCACCCUCCGAUAAACCUAGUGCCACAGGCAUGCCGCACAAUGUUCCGCCCAUGGGAGUGCCUCCUCCGACAUCAGAGGCAAAUUUGGCAAAUCUCCCAAUGCUGAGACAGCCAUUCGGUAUCGGUCCACCGCCGCCGAUGCAGAUGCAAAUGUCACAGCAACAUCACUCGGACGAUAUGGAUGUCGAGAUGGAAAUGGAGGACGAAAUACCGCAAAAUACGAUAAGCAUGCCGAAAGAGAAGCAGCCGAAUUUGAGUGACCAGCUUCUUGCGGCAAUGGGAAAAGCCCAUCUAACCGAAAAUCGGCUUGAAGAUGAUCUCGGCCGAGACAUGAGAGCAGAAAGGAAUAGAGACCGAGAUCGAGACCGCGAUAGAGACAGACGAGACAGAGGGGACCGCGAGAGAAGCGAUCGAGACGAGAGCGCUGAUUCCCGGCGAGAUCGUGGAAGGGGAAGAGACCGAGGACGCGACAGACGAAGAGAUGGUCGAGAGAUGCGCGACAGGGACAGAGAGGAACGCAGAGACCGUGGGGACAGAGAUGGUCGGGAUAGCAUGAGGUCAGACGUGUCUAGCGGUCUUCCAAAUCAAAACAAUACUCACGAAAUGGACGUCGGAGGUUCGAAAAAGGACGCGAAACCGAGUCUAGCGGACAGGCUGCGGCAGUUGGCUGACGGCACCCUUCCUCUCGAUGACAGAAUGGACAGGAAUAACAGAAGUGACAGAACGGAUCGCGACAGAGGCGACAGAUCUUAUGAAGACGUCAUCGUUGGCGGUCGCAGACCGGGCGAUUUACCCCCGUCCUUAAUGGACCUUCCCAAAUUUCCCGUUGGACCUCAAGACAGGCCCGACUUUGGACCUAGAGGACCCGACUUCAGAGGUGUGUCUCAGGAUCCCAGGGAUUAUUCUCAGCGUGGACCUGGUGACCGGGACAGGCCGGGCUUUGGGGGCAGAGGACCGAUUGGACCGCCGCGGGGACCGAUCGACGAUUUUCCCGAUCCCAGAAUGCACGUCGGAAGAUUCAAUGAUGACUUCGAUAGCAGAAUGGGACCCAAUGGUCCGAGAGCCGAUGAUUUUAAUCCCAGAAUGGGACCUGUUAGGGAUGAUUUUGAUCGUCCUGAUAUGCGGGGCCGGCAUCCGAUGGAUGACUACGAGAUGGAACGCUACGAAUACGAAAUAAGGCAGCGUGAGGCUGGCUUUGAUCCCAGAAUGGCUGACGCUUUCAAUCCCAGAGGUCAUCCUGAUCAUCCGGACUUUGAUCCUAGGCGGCGAGACUUUUUCCCAGGGCCCAUGGAUCCGGGCUUUGGACCUCCACCUAUGAUGGGGCCAAGGGGACCUCGUGGACCCAUGGGGCCUGAUGGAUUCGGUCCUAGAGGCCCUGGAAUCGGUCCACCACGUGGUCACGGUCCUCCUAUGUUUCACCCGCGUGGUAUGGGUCCAAGGGGUAUGAGGCCUGGAAUGAGGCCACCUUUCGGGCCUCGAGGACCGCCGUUCGACCCCAGGGAAGCAGAUUCUUUCUUCAGGCCACCGUUUGACGAUCCACGUGGUCCUCCAGGGCCACAUAUUAGGCCACCCUUUGCAGCACUCGGUCCUCCAGCUGGAGGGCCUGACGGUCCUUGGAGAAAUCAAGAAAAUGGUCCACCAGGAUCGUGGCCAUUGGAUGAGGUGGAGAAUGGUCUUGAACAUGGUGGAGAUAUUGGCGAUCUUGAGGAAAAUCACACUAAUCACAGGGACAAUGAGGGAAGAGCAAAGUCUCAGGAUCGUGAGAGUCGUAACAGGAGCAGAAAAUCAAGAUGGGGCAAUGUGAGCCCGCCACCUGCGGAUCAUACUUUCAAUGAGGAGAGAUCAAUAUUCGGUGAAGAGAAUGAUCACGAGAAACAGCCGUCAUCCUCAGCUCCGAUUUUAGAGGAAAUAUUUGAGACUAGCAACGAAAAUUUAAACGACUUUGACGAUUUGCCUGAACAUGGUGCUGAACUAGUUGAAAAUUUAGAAACGCAUGACGCUCCAGAGCGCUGCCAUUCUGUGAAUAACCAGAAAGAAAGCGACAAACAAGAAGUUGUUCACAUAUCUCCUGAAACAGCAAAUGAGUUUGCUAUAGAAUCCAAGAACGAAGAAAUGGAUGGCUCAAGCGAAUCUUUUAAUGCACCUGACGAUCAUAUCGAGUCUUACGAACCUGAGGGAAAAGUCUUCGACCCAGCAGACGAACACGUGAAUGUGAAUAUUGAAAGUGUUGAAAACCAGGCUAUGCCUGAAUCUCAAGAUGAACAAAACGAAGCUAAUGAUCACGUUGCGUCGCCAAAAUCGGAACCAGAGGAGCUGCUGUAGGAAGUUAAUGAAUGACCAAAAAGUACAUUUUUAGCUAAAGAAAGAAAUAAAAAAAAAUCGAUGCACGACAAACAUUAAAAAUAUUGCAGAUUUGAUAUUCACCGAAGUAGAAGAAAUUCAAAGAAAGAAGUCGUUGUGAGCGAAAGGAAGUG